This is a messenger RNA of Melitaea cinxia (Glanville fritillary), 886 nucleotides long. It is a transcript of the gene GSTd2, whose product is annotated as glutathione S-transferase 1-1-like. Gene Ontology annotation, molecular function: glutathione transferase activity. NCBI's taxonomy places the organism in Eukaryota, Metazoa, Arthropoda, Insecta, Lepidoptera, Nymphalidae. Bases 103 to 753 code for a protein of 216 amino acids. The transcript is spliced from 5 exons. The record is from RefSeq and is a predicted model, not a curated record. Gene Ontology annotation, biological process: glutathione metabolic process.
GGUGCUAACGUAUUGCGGGUAUAAAGCCCGAGACCUCCCACCAUAGAUGUUCACUCUCGGCUUAGCAGUUACACCGUACCGACGUCUCGCUUACAAAACAAAAUGCCAGUAGAUCUUUACUACGUGCCCGGCUCCGCGCCCUGCCGAGCGGUGCUGCUCACUGCGCGUGCUCUCAACCUCAACCUCAACCUGAAACUGGUAGACCUGCACCACGGGGAACACCUUAAACCUGAAUUCCUUAAGAUUAAUCCCCAACACACAGUCCCGACUCUAGUAGACGACGGCUACCCGAUCUACGAGUCACGUGCUAUCAUUACCUACCUCGUGAACAAGUACGGCAAGGGUAGCGCGCUCUACCCCGAGGAACCAAAGGCGAGAGCACUCGUCGACCAACGCCUAUACUUCGACAUCGGAACUUUGUACCAGAGAUUCAGUGACUAUUUCUAUCCACAAGUCUUCGGCAACGCGCCCGCAGAUAAGGACAAGCUAACUAAGGUAGAAGAUGCUCUCCAACUUCUGGACACAUUCCUUGAGGGCCAGAAGUACGUCGCCGGCCCCAACCUAACCGUUGCCGACCUGAGCAUCGUAGCUGGUGUCUCCAGCUUCGAGGCGUCUGAUAUCGACUUCAAGAAAUUCGCUAACGUUAAAAGGUGGUACGAAACAGUGAAGUCGACAGCACCUGGGUACCAAGAGGCCAACGAAAAGGGCCUUGACGCGUUCAAGGCUCUCGUUAACAGCCUUCUCAAGAAGUAAUCUUAACUCAUGUUAAACUAAAACAUAUUCAAUUCACUAAGUUUAAGUCUAACACCGCUUGCUAUUUGACUUAUGAUUGUAAUAUAAGUUGUAGACAUUAAGGCACAAUAAACGAACUGAAAUUCUAUCUUUA